Symbiodinium necroappetens is the source of this 2397-nucleotide messenger RNA. The record is from the annotation of a GenBank genome assembly. NCBI's taxonomy places the organism in Eukaryota, Dinophyceae, Suessiales, Symbiodiniaceae.
AUGGGGGCUGGCAGCAGCAGAUUUGUUGACAUUGCUUCCAGCUUCUGCGUGAGUCGAGGAAAAUAUCCUCUUCCAGAUAUCGAUUUAAAGCUGGCGAGCGAGUCGGGUAGGAAAACAACUUUGGUUUCUUUGGAGCACCUGAAUGUGAAUGUACCGGAAUGGAAUUCGGAAAACGACUGUUUCUGGUUCAAAGCUAUGGGCCUCGUUCCCGAUUCUCGAGCACAGGGUGUUUGCGACAACGUGCAGUCAGCCGGAGGUUCCCUGCAGGGGCUCGUUUGGGCCAACGCUGGCCUGCAGCAGAUACAUAUGCCGAUUGGAGAGCCGCCUCCAAUGGAUUCCCAGAAGCCACCGGGCGUCGUAGGCCUUGCUUAUGCGGACAUUAUGGGCUUGCGAGCCAUGCUGAGAGGGGCUGGCGUGAACUUUUCAGUGGUCCCACUUAAAGACCACAUGAGUAAUCUUCCCGGCGUUGGACCCGUUGCACUGCAGUGCACAAGUCCGACAGGGGUGAAAAUAUAUGCCCAUGGCAUUCGUGCGGACAGCUGGCUGACUCCUCGUGGCUGGUUGGAUUGUGAGGCUGCCAGGAAGCAGAAGCUCGGCCUUCCCAGUGAGAAGGCUUCCCAAUGUAUGGGUAUGCCUUACAUCCGUCUUCAGUGUCCAGCAGGCAGCAGCUCGGGCCUAGCGAGGUUUUAUCGGCAUGUCUUCGCCACCGAGUCUGAAUUCCGCAAAGGGUCGGAAGGAGAGGAGUGCUGGGUGCCUAUAGGAGCAGGACAAUGGCUGGUGUACCAAGAAGUCGCUGGAGAAGUGCCUUAUGACGGCUACCACAUUGCCAUAUAUGUAAAUUGCUUCGUGACCGCCUACAGAGCAGCGAAAGCUCUUGGGCUCGUGUGGAACAACCCUCGGUUUCCGUGCUCUGCGAAGUUGAACAUGAAAUACGCGCACUUUCGCACGGCGGAUUUUGUGCGAAGGGUAGCUGAUCUCAGCUUCGAAAAGGCGUGCUUCGUGAAUCUUCGUGACUUUGACUUGGUAGAUGUUCAACCAUGCAGCAAAGAGUGCUUACUAAAUUUGCUGAAAGAAGUCGAUCUGCACCUGGGCGCAUCGGCAGCAGGUGAGCCGCGCUCUCGCGCGAUGACGGUGCAGGUUUGUUUGCUGGAUUUUCCCUGGGUGCUGGACUACAUCUUAGCGACGAGAUUCAAUUGUUCUCUGCGACAAAUUCGGCAUGCAGUGUGCAGCAUCGUGCUCACGCUCCGUACCAUUUUGUCUGCAGCAGUCGAGUUGGGCAUACUCGUUUCUCAAGAUUCCGACUCAGAUGGAGCUGUCUCGGCAAAACCAUUUAUCGACAACAUGAUUCAUGUCAUUCGGGAGUGUCUGAAGAACUUUCCUCUCUGCUUAGACUCCGAAUUCUUCCACUCCUUCCUGGAGCCAUUGCCCAGCCAUCUCAGAUUCCUGUGUGGAAAUUUUCACCCGCUGACGCACAUGCAGUUCGAGGACUCUGCCAAGCAAAAGGCGUUCGAAGCACAGACAAAAGCAAUAACUCAGGCUUUGUCUGAGCUGCCGUCACAGUGUUCGAACUUGGAGCUUCACAUGAGCUCUCAAGAGCCAGUCCUUAAGCAGAUACAGCUGAUCAAGGAGCAUCUGCGAGCACCUCUCUGGAUGCUUAUGCACGACUUCCGAAGCCUGCAGGGCGAGGAGAAGCUUCUCGUCGAGGAUGUGCGGCAAGCGGUUCGAGCGACUGCAGAGUUGCAGGCGCGCGAAACAGGCGAGCUCCCGUCCUGGCCGCAGGUGCUGGGUGACACUUUGCUACUAUUGUUGCCGCUGUGGAAGCUGUCAGCUUUGGCAGUUGCCAAGGGCCAGGAAGCCUUGACGCAUUUCGUCGCUGGGCCACCACUGGGUGCCAAUCUCGGAGCUCAGCGCCUUCUCAGACGGCUCAUUGAAGUCUUGUUGAGUGAGAAGGCAGACUUUAUGGACAUCGCUCUCUGGUUUGCAGCCGAACCAUCGUCGGCAGCGUUGCUGACGAGUGGGGAGGCAGUGCAUUUCCUCCUCCCAGAGGCAGCCAACGAUGACGAGUUUGCGAGCUUUCGAAAAGAAGGGCUCAUGCGGACGCAGGACAACCUUGCAUACUUGCAGGGGCAUCUCCUCAGGCUGCCGAAGCAUCUGCGCGUGCAUGUUUCUGCAUACUGGAGAAAGGCCGUGGAGGAGGUCCACCUUUACCUGCAGCUGUACCUGAGAGUCAUUGAGGCUUUCCUCGAGGUGCAAAAAGAGGUCCACACCUUUGUGCAGACCCAGCUCUUCAUAGAAGUGCUGCUUGGUCUGCCUCUCUUGACUUGGCUCUCGACUGACGGCGUUUCUCCUCGCCCCCGCGGUGUUCGUGACGCCAAGUCUGCUGCGCAUGCCGCAUGA